AGAGCGUUGAACUCGCAAACCCCCUCCUACAGAAACCAGGCGAGGAUAGACCCGGUUUAGACCAGGUUUAGACCAGGUUUAGACCAGGAUUUGGACCAGAUAUUCAGGUUUGAGGACAGAGUCUGGAGAAACUGAGGUUACCACAAAUCCUUGGAGGUUAGUGGUUCCUUUCAACGUUCUGUGAGGUCAGGACUUCUGGAGGACAUGGAGCUCAGAUGUUCUGACAUUCCUCAUGUGGAUCUGGAAAUAAACGAAGAAGAACCAGAACCUGGGAUUUUAGAACUUCUACAAAUCCUCAGACCAGACUGGUGUCUGGAGCAAGUCUACAUGAAGUCUUUUACAGAGGGGAUCACAAACCGUUUAAUUGGUUGUUUUGUGAGACCAGACCAGAGACCAGACCCGGACUCAGACUUGGUCUUGGUCCGGCUCUACGGCAGGCACACAGACCUGUUUGUGGACCGGUCCAGGGAGGUCCAGAUGGUCCGACUCCUGGAGUCCAGAGGCUGUGGUCCAAAGAUCUACUGCAGCUUCAGAAACGGCAUCAGCUACGAGUACCUGCCGGGGGCACCACUGAGCGACCGCCUGCUCACACAGCCCCACAUAUACAGGUUGGUCGCAGCUGAGAUGGCGAUGCUUCACUUGGUUCAGAUUAAGAACUCUGAAUCUGAGGAACCGGUUCUUUGGAAAAAGAUGGAGCAUCUCCUGAACCUUAUUCAAAUGAACCAAUCAGAGGAGAGCCAGGGCAACCACAGCCAGUCAGAGGAGAGCAGGCACAACCACAGUCAAUCAGAGAGCAGGUUCUGGUCCGGUCUGGUCCCCGGUCCUGAGGUGUUGAGGACUGAGAUGGUUUUGUUAAAGUCCAGUUUGAGUCGGCUUCGGUCUCCAGUAGUCCUUUGUCACAACGACCUGCUCACCAAGAACAUCAUCUACAACAAGGAAAUAGGAACAGUGAAGUUUAUAGAUUUUGAAUACUGCGACUUUAACUAUCAGGCGUUCGACAUCGGAAACCACUUCAACGAGUUUGCAGGAGUGAGUGACCUGGACUACAGCCGGUACCCGAGUCCCGGACUACAAAAGGACUGGAUCACGACCUACCUCAAAAACUACAGCCAGGAAACAGGAAGUGAGGUCACUGAGCAGGAAGUGACACGCCUCUAUGUCCACGUCUGCAAGUUCUCAUUGGCCUCAAACCUGUUCUGGGGGAUGUGGGCAAUUCUUCAGUCCAAGCUCUCGUCCAUAGAUUUCGACUUCAGAAGUUACGCUGCAGCGAGACUCAAGUUUUACUUUGAGAAGAGAGACCAGUAUUUGGACCUGGACCCGGACCUGGGACCAGACCGAGAUCUGGAACUGGGGCCAGACCGGGACCCAGAUCAAGACUCAAACCUCUAUAAAUAA
This is a messenger RNA of Periophthalmus magnuspinnatus, 1395 nucleotides long. RefSeq names its product ethanolamine kinase 1-like. Gene Ontology annotation, cellular component: cytoplasm. The record is from RefSeq and is a predicted model, not a curated record. Gene Ontology annotation, molecular function: ethanolamine kinase activity. Bases 205 to 1395 code for a protein of 396 amino acids. The transcript is spliced from 8 exons. Gene Ontology annotation, biological process: phosphatidylethanolamine biosynthetic process. Lineage: Eukaryota; Metazoa; Chordata; Actinopteri; Gobiiformes; Gobiidae.